CUUCCGGCGGCCAUGAUGGCGGCGGCGUCCCCGCGGCUUCGGCCGCUGCUCCGCGCUUUGCGGGCCCAGGAGCUCAGGGCGCCGCUGUGGGCCCGCUGCCACAAUGGGAGGCGCGGCCUGGGCACGCAGGCAACCGCUGUGCCCCCAACGUCACCCACGGAGCAGCAGAGCCCACUUAUGGGGCAGGAAAGCCCACUUAUGGGGCAGGAAGCCCCACUCGUGGGGCAGCAGAGCCCGCUUAUGGGGCAGAACCCGCUUGUGGGGCAGGAAGGCCUCCAUUUGGAGCCCCAGCUGGCACUUAUGGGGCGGCAGGACCCCGUUGCGGCCCCCCCGAGCCCACUUGUGGGGCAGCCCCACGGAUGUGUGGGGCCGGAGGAGGUCCGCUUGGAGGAUUUGGGGUUGGGGGCGAUGAGCCCCGUGGGGUUGGUGCAGAACCUCCUGCAGUUCCUCCACCUCGAUGUGGGGCUGCCGUGGUGGGGGGCCAUCGCUGCCGGCACAGUGUGUGUCCGCGUGGCGCUGCUGCCGCUGCUGCUGAAGGCGCAACGUGAGGCCGCGCGCACCGCCCCACAUCUGCCCCACAUCCAACGGCUCGCACAGCGCCUGCAGGACGCGCGCAGGGGGGCGGAGCCGCAGAAAGACCCCCAUCUUCGUGUCGUUCUUUAUGGCGCUGCAACAAAUGGCGGCCGCUCCGCUGCCGGGGCUCAAAGGGGGCGGAGCCGCGUGGAUCAGCGACCUCAGCUGCCCCGACCCCACCUACGCGCUGCCGCUGCUCACCAGCGCCACCAUGUGGAUGGUCCUGGAGGCGGGGGCGGAGUCGGGCGUCAGCAGCCCCCACGCCGGGGCGGUGCGGGCGGUGCUGCGGGUGCUGCCCCUCCUCUUCCUGCCCAUGACCGUGCACUUCCCGGCGGCCAUCUUCGUCUAUUGGCUGACGUCCAACACGUUCAGCCUAUUGCAGACGCUGCUGCUGCGGAUCCCCGCCAUCCGCUCCGCCCUCCGCAUCCCGGCUCCGCCCCCAAUUCCCCCCCCGGACCCCACGGGGUCCGCCCCGAAAGAGGGGAUCCUGCAACGGAUGAGGAAAAGUCUGGCCGAGGCCCGGGCGUCGCAGAGCGCCGAGAGACGCGAAUGGCAGCGCCGGAACCACCUAACAAUGGCGGCCAAGGGGCCGCUCCGGCAGACGUUCGCGCAGAACCCGUUGGCUCCUCCCGCCGCUCCCGCUCCGCCACCCGCACCGAAACGACCCUGGAAGGAAACUUUGGGUUGAGAAAGGAGACAAUAAAACAAAGACCAUCGCGGUUCGAAUACCGUUUGCUUUUUUUUUUCCGUUAACUCGGACGCUUCCGCUCCGCUCGGGGCAAAAUGGCGGCGUCUAGGCAGGCACUUCCGGUUGGGGUGUGUCAAAAUGGCGGCCGUCACUCCAGGCACUUCCGGUUCGGUUUUCAAAAGCGUUGCCGUCGUAGUUUGGCUUCCGGUCACUCCGCCGCGUCUUCCGGUCACUCAUUUCAUCGUAGCGGUUAACGGGUGGGGUUGGGGUUAAGAUGGCGGCCCCCGCUUUAGUGGUUAAGGUGACGGAGGACACCGCGUCGCAGCCGCCAUCUUGGAUAACGCCACUUCCGCCUUGCAUAGGAAGUACCUCACUCUGAUUGGCUACUGCUCUCGAACUUCUGAAAAAGGGGGCGGGUCCAGCGGUGCGCAUGCGCCGCCCCGCCCCUUCUCUCGUUUCAUUGGCUGCGGGGAGCGGAAAAGGCGUGGCCUCCGGGAAAGAGCGCGGAUUGCGCUGUUUUGAGCCGACUUUGGGGUAAAAGAAAAGCAAAGGGGGAAUUUGGGGGGUCAGAAGCGCCAAAUCGGGACCGGAAGUGGCGGCAUGGAGCCGGAAGCGGAGC
This is a messenger RNA of Gallus gallus (chicken), 1880 nucleotides long. RefSeq names its product OXA1L mitochondrial inner membrane protein (gene OXA1L). The record is from RefSeq and is a predicted model, not a curated record. NCBI's taxonomy places the organism in Eukaryota, Metazoa, Chordata, Aves, Galliformes, Phasianidae. Gene Ontology annotation, cellular component: mitochondrial inner membrane. The transcript has 9 exons. Bases 13 to 1326 code for a protein of 437 amino acids. Gene Ontology annotation, molecular function: membrane insertase activity. Gene Ontology annotation, biological process: mitochondrial respiratory chain complex IV assembly; protein insertion into mitochondrial inner membrane from matrix.